CGCUCACUGAAUGGAGUGACAUCUCCCUCUCUCUCUCAAUGUGUGUCUCUCCCAACCGACUCAUCUCGCAUACCAUCACAGCCUAACAGCAGAGAGGAUCUGUGCUGAAAAUAGAUCAUCACAUGUACACACACACAGAGGAAGAGAGAGAGAGAGAGAGAGACCUGCAGCCAGACAGAUAGCACGACGCCAAACGGUUGUUACGAGUGCACCGAUUGGUCAAUUAUUAAUAUUGCUGCUGGCCUCCAGGUUGUGUGUGAGCCAAUUAAGGCUAUUGGAUGAACAUACCAAUGCAGCCCAGUUAGUGCGCUGUGCUGCGAGGAGAGGCAGUGGAGUCUGGGCCAUCAGUUCCUGGGUCACCGAUGACGACGGCCAUCAUCGUCGAAUGACGUUGUUCAUUACAGAGGUGAACUCAAUUCGGAGGUCACACGUUAAGGCCGGUACAGUGGGUCGGUCCAUCGGUCGGUCGGUCUCUCCUCCCUGUGGUGGGAUCAGCUGAGACUGUGUAAGUCGGACUGAAACUCUAUAUACGCCAUAUGUGUGAGGACGUGAAGGGUCUAGUUUGUGUUGUGUAUCUUCAUCCGGAUCUGUGUUAGUGAUACAAGCUCUCUCUCUCUCUGUAUGGGAGUUAAAUACCACCUCCAUGUGAGAUAUAAAUAUUACCACACGGUGUGGGUUAAAAAUAUUUCCAGUCUAAGUGGGUUAUAAAUAUUACCUCUAUGGAGGUUUAAGAUAUUCCUUCUGUGGAUUAAGAUAUUACUUUUGUGGAUUGAAAUAGUACCUCUGUGGAUAAAAAUAUGACCUGGAUAAAAUAUUACGUGUGAAUUAAAAAAAAAAAAAUUGACUUCUGUGGAUUUAAAAUUUAUCUUUGGAUUCAUAUAUGACCUCAGUGGAUUCAGAUAUGACCUCAGUGGAUUAAAGUAUCUCUGAAUUAGAAAUAUUAACUUGUGGAUUAAGAAUAUUAUCUUGUGGAUUAAGAAUAUUAUCUUGAUGAAUUAAGAAUAUUAUUUGAUGGAUUAAGAAUAUUACCUAUCAGGUUGUUACACUAUCAGCACCCGAAUCUUGGUGUGUAAAAAUCUCACAGUGUUGUUGUUGUCGUUCUGAUGUGGAUAUUCUGUCAUUUGGAUCUUACCGAUGUGACGUGACGGAAACAACACAACAUCAUAUAGUCUGGGAUAUGUGUGUGUAAACCCGGUGGAGGAAUUUACAUGGAAUACCUUGGCCGUGGUUUGAACGGAGUGCACAACAUUACAGACUGCACAGAGUUGUCUCCCCUGUCCGGAUGGUCCGGGAGAAGGAGACACGCCUAGUUGCCAUGGAGAGUGUGAAUGGGUCGGAGGAGUCGAUUCACUUCAUAAACAACCGGUCUUUGUGGCUGCGGCAUGAGCAGGAGGCAUACAACAAAACCAUGCGACUAAAACGGCAGCUCUCCAAAUCUCGCCAUGUUUGUGCUGCGUACGGCCCGGUAGUGGGAGGCGACAGUUUCGUCGUGAUGGCCGACCCACUGGCCCAGCAGCAGGACGAGAUGUCUGCGAUGCAGAACCGAAUUCCCGUCACGUUCCGCGAACCGAGUUCUGCGCCGAUCAGAAAACUGAGCGUCGACCUCAUCAAGACAUACAAACAUAUCAACGAGGUAUACUAUGCAAAAAAGAAACGGCGCGCGCAGGGUGCGGCAGUGGGUGACGAGAGCGGAAACAAGAAGAACAAGGUGAACGCCCACGUGUACAACGACGGCUACGAUGACGCGACUCACGACUACAUCGUCAACCCCGGCGAGAAGUGGCUCGACCGAUACGAGAUCGACUCACUCAUAGGGAAGGGGUCGUUCGGACAGGUGGUGAAAGCGUUCGACCACGGUGACGGGGAGGCAGUUGCGAUCAAGAUUAUUAAAAAUAAGAAACCUUUCCUCAAUCAGGCUCAGAUUGAGGUCAAACUACUCGAGCUCAUGAAUAAACAUGAUGCAGAAAAUAAAUACUAUAUAGUGAGGUUAAAACGUCACUUCAUGUUCCGCAAUCACUUGUGCCUGGUGUUUGAGCUCUUGUCCUAUAACCUCUACGACUUGUUACGUAACACCAACUUCAGGGGGGUGUCGCUCAACCUGACCCGCAAGUUCGCCCAGCAGUUGUGUACGGCGCUGUUGUUCCUCGCCACGCCCGAGCUGAACAUCAUUCACUGUGACUUAAAACCCGAAAACGUUCUCCUGUGCAAUCCCAAACGAAGCGCGAUCAAAAUCGUCGACUUUGGUAGUUCCUGUCAGUUGGGACAGAGGAUAUACCAGUACAUACAGAGUCGGUUUUACCGCUCGCCCGAGGUCCUGCUAGGCAUUCCGUACGAUCUCGCUAUCGACAUGUGGAGUUUAGGGUGUAUCCUUGUCGAGAUGCAUACAGGAGAACCACUGUUUGCCGGCGCCAACGAGUUUGACCAGAUGAUGAAGAUAGUGGAGGUGAUCGGCAUGCCACCCAAACAUAUCCUCGAUCAAGCUCCGAAAGCAAAAAAAUAUUUUGAUCAGCAGCCGGAUGGCCUGUAUGUGUGUAAGAGGCCGAAAGAUAACAAGAAGUACAAGACUCCUGGAUCUCGCAAACUUCACGACGUGAUUGGUGCGGAGACGGGCGGGCCUGGAGGUCGGAGGUCGGGCGAGCCGGGUCACACGGUGGCGGACUACCUCAAGUUCAAGGACCUCAUCCUGCGCAUGCUCGACUUUGACCCCAAGUCACGCAUCACGCCAUACUACGGACUGCAGCAUAAUUUUUUUAAAAAGACAACAGACGAAAGUACGAACACGUCAAAUAGUACAUCCGCUAGCCCUGCGAUGGAGCAGACGAACAUUUCCAGUCCUACAGUGAGUUCAACUCGCAGCGGACGGGCUCGAUCCGACCCCACGCAUCAACAUCCUCCGCAUCGCCACGUGCACUCGCACUCAGCACGGGAUCCCCAGCACGCCCCCCACCCGUACAGCACGAUGGAUUGCGAGAGUCCGGAACAGCAACGGAGCGGGGCGGUGGCUCCCCACCCGCACCACCACGCCCACCCCGCACUGCAGCAGCAGCAGAGCUGGAGUGCCGCGGAGAUGUCGCAGAUCACGGAGCACAACAACAACAACAACGGGUCACACGUACAUUCCUCCCACUCCCACAGUCGGCCGCACCGGCGCUCCCCCCUGUCAUCGUCGGGAACGGUGUCGAGUCACUCGGGGGGCGUCUCCAGCUUUUCUCAGAACGUUCUUAUAGGAAGCUUGUAUGGUGAAAACAGCAGUGGUGGCGGCGGUGGAGGAGGAGGAGGCAGUGGCGGCGGCGGCGGUGGUGGCAACUACACGAACACUAGGCCCAACUUCGGCGCACCGCCGCAGCUGUCAUCUGCAAGCAUGGCCCCCGACAUGACGAGUAUACACCCAAACCCACAUCACUUGCCCGCGGGCCUGGAUGGGACUGCGAUAGGGUCGGUCAAUAUGCAACUGUCGGGAUACCCGUACGGCCAGUUCUCCCAACAGACGUGGCCCACGGGAGCCUUCUCAUACGGCAUCACGAGCACAGCGAGCACGGGAAUCGCGAGCCACGAGAGCUCGCAGCACAACAGGACUGGCGGCGAGCGGGGGGAGGAGUCGCCCAUGGUGGGCGUCUGUGUACAGCAGAGCCCCGUGGCGAGUCAUUGACGCAACACCUCCCCCCUCCUCACCCAAACUCCCCUACUACCGGUAAAACUAGGUGUUUGAAAUAUUUCUUGUAUAACCAGUGAGUGGCUGGCUGGCUGGUUGUUGAUUUUUCGGCCAGUUCUCAGUGAAAGUUCGUCAAGAUUCCCAACGCGUGGAUACGUAGCUGGCCAUGGAGGUGAUUCCUGAAAGAAGAGAGAGAGAGUGAUACAGACAGACAGAUGGACAUCAUGCUUGUGUGUGUGUGUGUGUAGUUUUUAUUCAUCAGUGUGUAACCGAGAGAGGAUCACGACAAAGGCAUAGAUUCGCUUGAUGUGCGUGCCAGCUCACUGUGAAUACACGGAGACGCUGCUGCUGCUGCCAAAGCCAUGGAUGGAAUCGCUCUUCGCCCUCCCCAAUAAGGGCUGUAUUCCAGAGUUGCCUCCCCUGACGUUAGACGGAACAACACUGCACUGGAAGAUGUGCGGUUUCGCACGCGAGAGAAACGAGAGAAUAAAUAUCCGAGAUGCAACUUGGUUCGCCAUCAGACACAGGACGUGACAAGUGGUGCGAUUUACUUGCACGGGAUUAUGGCAAAUGUUACAUCUACGGUGACUGCGAGAGCUUGCCACGUCCUAGGAAAGGAGUUUGUGUUAUUCGCGGAACAAAGAAGUGGUGAAAACACAUUUUAGCAUUCAUAGCCAUGUGGAUGUUUUUAAAAAAAGAAAAAAAAGAAAUGAAACGCAAAACAGAUGAAAUAUAUACGAUGAUGAUGUUUAUCGUAAAUUUGUGGAAAACAAUAUCACUUUCACCAACACCAGAUGUACACUUGUCUGUGGUGAAAACAAAAAAUACUCCUCAGGUUUGCGAACGUCGCAUUGACGAUGAAAAAUGGAAUUUCGAGGUUCGGAACAGUAACCCGAUUUACCUCGUUCAGUUUCCAGGGAAGGGGAUGGGGUGGCAAACUAUAAGUCACUUAAUGCCAAAUGAAAAAUUGUACAGAAACAACUUUUGUGAAAUCUCUGUAAAUAGUUUGUCGUUUUACCGCGUGUCCUGCGAAUCAAGUGUUACAUUGUUUUAUAAAAGCAUGGCGUGGACUUCUAUUCUCAACCGUUCUCUCUAGAAGGCUUUCGUGGUUUCGUUGUUAUUAUUUUUUAAUUUUUUUUAUCUUCAUUUAUAUCAUCACAUGCGUUGAAAACAAGUCGAAGAAUGGUUACAAUAUAUAUAUAUACUCAAUUUUAAAGGCAGGAUUGCAUAGCAGCUGGCCUGCUAAAUAGGCUAACAAAAUAUUGCUUUAAAAAAACCUGAUUCUGUCCAAACUGAAAAUCGGUGUAGUUCACUAAUUCAAUCUUCUUUUUGUUUUCUCCUUUUUAUCAUAUAAAUGUCGCUUUUUUCUCUUCACUUUUUUUUGGGGGGGGGGGGGACAUACAAUAGAAUUGAUGCAAAAGCUAAGUGAUUUUAAAUGAAAUAAAAUUGAUCCCUCCCCAUCACCAUGAUUUUUCUAAAUUGUUAAAUGAUAUCUGAUCAUCAUUAGACACGGAACUGAAAACUAAAUUUCCCAUAACAUUUUUAAUCUUGUGGUUUGACAUCACUUGUUAAUCAGUAUUUCAGUAUACACUAAACUGUGGCUACAGUACAUGCCCGUAAGUUAAUAAUCCAGGCUGUUUAAAAUAUCUCAUAGCUUUAGAAGGUCAACUGCUUUGCAACUUUGUCUUUAAACAAACCAAAAUAUGAAAGUAUUUCUGGAUAAUUUUGAAUUUCCAAAUGUUUUAGAACUGAAAAAAAAACGUAAUGUGAUUUUGAUAUGAAUGGACCAAGUAAUUAAUUAAUUAAUUUAUUAAUUACCCUUACUCUUAAUCAUGACUAGCAGGAAGUUGAAAAUUUCAUUCCUUUUAAAACAAUAUUUUACUAAAUACAGUUUUUCCUGUCACUUUUUUCUCACAGAAUAUUGCAUGAUGUUUCAAGUACCAUUUUACACAAUUAUAAGCUUUUAAAAAUAUAAAGCGAAAUAUUUCAUGAUUCUUUGUUUUAAAAACACACUCUAUUCUUUAUUAUAAUUAUAAUAAAACUUUCAUAGACUGUUAAUUUUUCAAAACAGAAAUUAUAUUUGAAUGAAAACAGGUAUUUAUUCAUUUAUUUUAAUCAUUUUGUUCUUUUUGUUGCUGGUGCUUUUUGUGACAAGGAGGAAAUAUGUGAGAGACCAAAAAAAAAAAAGAGAAGAGAUAAUAUAUUGUUGUUCGGAUGGCCGCGUUCAUGUGUCCGAUGACCCGCUAGAUAUGAUAAUGUACGCUUGAUGUAUAUUCGCUGACCCACGAAGAAGCACCUGUACAUUGACGAGGAAUAUGUUAUGUCAUUAUUUAUUAAUUCACAUCAUUUUAGAUAUAUUACAGAGAAUAUUAUGUAUUAGAUCUACUGACAUCUAGAUAUAGAUUGCAGUUUCGAUAGAACGGCCAUUUUCACAAAUUGUUCUUGCUUUUAUGAAAUCUUUACUGUGUCAUUUUAGUGGGGUUUUUUUUUUUUUUUUUUUUUUUUUUUUUUUUUUUUUUAAUAGUGGGUAAUGGAGCCAGUCUUCAGGGCAGAGUGUUUGUUUUAUUUCUCAUUUGCAGUAUGUGUUGCUAGACACAUGGAACUCAUAAAGAAAGGGCCAACCAUUUUUUAAAAGAACGGCUUUCUUUUACAUUUAAUCAGUCACUUUUAUGUACUUGACUUGUUGCCCCAAAGCUCAUUACCAAACAUUUGCCAAGAUAUUUUUAAAAAUGUAAUACUUAGAAUAAUGCUGUUUGCUCACAAAGUUUGAAAUUAAAUAUACCGAGGCAAGUUGAGAUUGUUUAUUAUUAUUAUUAAAAAUAGAUAUUAUUGUAUAUCAAUUCUUCAACCCGUGCACUAUAUGGUUGUAUCUCAGAUAGUCUUAAUUUGGCAGCUAGAAUUAAUGAUUGCCAAAAUAUGUAGUAUGUUUAUGUAAAAGUGAAAAUGGCCAUUCUCUUGAACCUGUUAAUGCAAACAUGGCUAAGCAGUAUGAUCGGUUUCUAUGGAAACCAUUGGAACCGGGUGUUAAAUCGCUUUAGAUUCAUAUUGUUGGACAUCAUUUUUGACAAGAUUUCUCUAGUAUCGCAUGACGAAGGUAUCGCCUGAAGGAGCUCUUAGUAACUAACGACUUUUGUAUAAAAUGUGCGAGUUGAUCACGUCCAGAAUCAAGUAUAAAACUACAAAGAGUUAGGUAAAAUACCACUUUAAAAGUAAAGUUUAAAAAAAAUCUUUAGUUAAGUAAAAUACACGACUUAGUAAAAUACACCAAGUAAAGAAGAGUUAAGUAAAAUACACCAUUAAGUAAAUAAGAGUCAAGUAAAAUACACCAUUAAGUAAAGAAGAAUCAAGUAAAAUACACCAUUAAGUAAAGAAGAGUUAAGUAAAAUACACUAUUAAGUAAAGAAGUUAAGGAAGAUACACAAGUAAAGAAGAGUCGAGUAAAAUACACCGUCGAGUAAAAUACACUAUUAAGUAAAGAAGAGUUAAGUAAAAUACACCAUUAAGUAAAAAAGUCAAGUAAAAUACACCAUUAAGUAAAGAAGAGUUAAGUAAAAUACACCAUUAAGUAAAGAAGAGUUAAGUAAAAUACACUAUUAAGUAAAGAAGUUAAGGAAGAUACACCAAGUAAAGAGUCGAGUAAAAUACACUAUUAAGUAAAGAAGAGUUAAGUAAAAUACACUAUUAAGUAAAGAAGAGUUAAGUAAAAUACACUUAAGUAAAGAAGAGUCAAGUAAAAUACACCAUUAAGUAAAGAAGAGUUAAGUAAAAUACACCACUAAAGAAUGAUUCAGAGUUCAAUAUAAAAAGUAGAGUUGAAUGUUAAGCUGAUAUUAACUAUAAGCUGUAUGACAUAAAUCUGUUUUUAGUUCCAACCAGUGCACCACGACUGGUUUAUCAAAUGAUGUGGUAUGUGCUAUCCUGUCAGUAGGAUGGUGGAAUUAAAACUACUGUAGUGUGUCUACUACUUAGUAUACAUUAAAAAGAUCCAUGCUGUAACCAUGGUAACUGUAAUAAUCAUGAGAACUUGAUGAAAUCUUGUUGAGAAUGAUGAUUUCCACCUCUUUUCUUUUAUUUUUUACAGGCGACUUCUAGACUCAACUUGGGUUCAACACAUUUUUACUAUUUAUUUACAUCAGGUUUGCAUGUCCUGUAACUUUUUAAAAGAAACACCAUUAAUGUUGGAGACGUUAUUUUCCAAUUUUAUUUGUGUCGACAUAUUUGUGUUUUUAAAUAUAUAUUUUAUCCAAGAUAUAACAAAAGAAAAAGGGCUUGAACAUUAGUUGAAUUUCAUAAACGAUUCCCAAAGUCAAAUUUUGUUUUAGUCUAAUGUCAAAAUAAAUAUAUGAUAUUCUGGAGCAAUGAUUUCCGUGUCCAGGUGUCGGUAGUUACACAUUCAGGUGUGUAUGUGCUAGUUUUAGAAUGAGAGAUUAGGUCAAAGUCUGGAAGUUGCCUGUAAUCUCUAGCCCUGCCUAGAUGACGACCUGCCAUUAUUAAACAAGCUCAACUGCU
This is a messenger RNA of Gigantopelta aegis, 8161 nucleotides long. RefSeq names its product dual specificity tyrosine-phosphorylation-regulated kinase 1A-like. Gene Ontology annotation, biological process: positive regulation of DNA-templated transcription; peptidyl-threonine phosphorylation; peptidyl-serine phosphorylation. Gene Ontology annotation, cellular component: nucleus. The coding region runs from base 1283 to 3649 and encodes 788 amino acids. The record is from RefSeq and is a predicted model, not a curated record. The transcript has 9 exons. Lineage: Eukaryota; Metazoa; Mollusca; Gastropoda; Neomphalida; Peltospiridae. Gene Ontology annotation, molecular function: protein serine/threonine/tyrosine kinase activity; protein serine/threonine kinase activity; ATP binding.